Messenger RNA from Colletotrichum gloeosporioides, 1563 nucleotides. RefSeq names its product NADP-dependent alcohol dehydrogenase 6. The transcript has 4 exons. Gene Ontology annotation, molecular function: zinc ion binding; alcohol dehydrogenase (NADP+) activity. Lineage: Eukaryota; Fungi; Ascomycota; Sordariomycetes; Glomerellales; Glomerellaceae. Gene Ontology annotation, biological process: alcohol metabolic process. The coding region runs from base 1 to 1563 and encodes 520 amino acids. The record is from RefSeq and is a predicted model, not a curated record.
AUGCUUCCCAAAUCAGCAGUACAGUACACCACGGCCGGCCGACAGGUCCCUCUCUUUUACAGAGUCUUCUUCCUCGCCAUCGAGCCCAUCUCUGCUCUCGUCGGCGCCUUCUUCGCCCAUUUCCGGCAGGACGAAUACCUCACACUCACCCACGCCAUAUCGAAGCCCGACGUCAUUCCUCAGGGUACCACGAUCGUGCUCUCCCAGCUCGCGAACCUCUACCUCCUCUUUGCCCUCAACGAAGCCCUCGUCCUCCGCUCCACGAAUGACAUCCGGGUCUGGAAGACUGUCCUAUUCGUCCUUCUGGUCGCGGACCUUGGGCACCUGUACACCGUCCGAAGUCUAGGCCCCGAGGUCUACUACAACUUCACCAAGUGGAACGCCAUCGACUGGGGCAACGUGCCUUUUGUCUACCUCGGUGCCUCCAUGCGCACCGCGUUUCUGGCCAAUGUUGGGCUUAGCGUCAUCAAAUUCACGAUGGCCAACAUCCCCGAGAAGUUCACCGGCUUCCAGGUCAACAGCGCCGAGACCUGGCAAGACUUCAAGAAGCAGCAGUUCGACCCUAAGCCCUUCGGAGACUACGACGUCGAUAUCAAGAUUGAGUGCUGCGGUGUCUGCGCCAGUGAUGUUCAUACCGUCAAGGGUGACUGGGGUGCUCAGCCCUACCCUCUGGCCGUCGGCCACGAAAUCGUCGGCAAGGCUCUGAGAGUCGGCCCCAAGGUCACCAAGAUCAAGGCCGGUGAGCGUGUCGGUGUCGGCGCCCAGUCCUACGCCUGCCUCGACUGCCGCCAAUGCAAGAACGACAACGAGACAUACUGCAAGGAGCAGCUCGACACCUACGGAUCUACCUUCCCUGACUCCGGCGCCAUCUCACAGGGUGGCUACUCCUCCCACGUCCGCACCCACGAGCACUGGGUCUUCCCCAUCCCCGAAGCCCUCCCGAGCACCCUCGCCGCGCCCAUGCUUUGCGCCGGUUUGACCGCCUACAGCCCUCUCAUCCGCAACGGUUGCGGUCCGGGCAAGAAGGUCGGCAUCGUGGGUAUUGGUGGCAUUGGCCACUUCGGUGUCAUGUUCGCCAAGGCCCUCGGCGCCGAGGUCUGGGCCAUCUCCCGCUCCCGCUCAAAGGAGGCCGACUCCCUCAAGAUGGGCGCCGACGGGUACCUCGCCUCCGGCGAGAAGGGCUGGAACGAGCCUCACAAGAUGACGUUCGACCUCAUCCUCAACACGGCCAACUCCUUUGAGGGCUUCGACCUCUCUGCCUACCUCAGCCUUCUCGACGUCCACGGCAAGUGGGUUUCCGUCGGUCUUCCGGGAGGCGGCGGCAUCACCGUCCGCAACCAGGACUUCCUGCCCAACGGCUGCUUCAUUGGUAGCUCGCACUUGGGCAGCAGACGCGAGACGCUGGAGAUGUUGCAGCUGGCUGCGGACAAGGGCAUCAAGACGUGGGUGCAGGAGGUUCCCAUCAGCGCGGACGGUCUGAGGAAGGCUAUGAACGGUAUCGAGGACUCCAGUGUCCGUUACAGGUAUUGCCUGACCAACUACGAGGAGGCGUUUGGCCAGUAG